AUGCCUGCGGGAUCCUGCUUGAUCACCGGUGGUACCGGUUACAUUGGCUCCUUCACGGCCCUAGCCCUCCUCGAAGCAGACUACAAAGUCGUGGUCGUCGACAACCUCUACAAUUCCUCCCCCGAAGUCCUCAAUCGAAUAGAACUCAUUUGUGGCAAAAGACCCGAAUACUACAAGGUUGACAUCACGGACGAAAAGGCGCUCGACGACGUGUUCUCGAAGCAUCCGGACAUCGACAGCGUCAUUCACUUCGCCGCAUUGAAAGCCGUGGGCGAGUCCGGCGAGAUUCCUCUCGACUACUACCGGGUCAAUGUCUACGGCACGCUUUGUCUUCUCUCUUCUGCUGCCCGACACAACGUAACGAAUAUUGUCUACUCGUCCUCCGCUACCGUCUAUGGCGACGCUACUCGCGUACCGGGUAUGAUCCCCAUUCCAGAAGAAUGUCCACUAGGCCCGACAAAUCCCUAUGGCAAUACCAAGUUCACUUCCGAGUUGAUGAUCACGGACCACAUCAACGCCGAGCGCGCAAAGGCUCAAAAGAAGGGCGACGCAGAUGGGGUCAAGAAGUGGAAUGCCGGAUUAUUGCGAUAUUUCAACCCGGCGGGAAGCCACCCCAGCGGAAUCAUGGGCGAAGACCCCUCCGGAGUUCCAUACAAUCUUCUGCCGUUGCUCGCGCAAGUCGCCACAGGUAAGAGAGAGAAGUUGCUGGUCUUUGGCGACGACUACGCUUCUCAUGACGGCACCGCCAUUCGCGAUUAUAUCCACAUCCUCGACCUCGCUGCGGGCCAUCUGAAGGCAUUAGAUUACCUGCGUACACACCAGCCAGGUGUACGGGCCUGGAACCUCGGAACCGGACGCGGCUCUACCGUAUUCGAGAUAAUCAAGGCAUUCAGCAAAGCCGUGGGCCGCGAAUUACCUUACCAAGUGGUCGAGAGAAGACCUGGUGACGUGUUGGAUUUGACCAGUAACCCGACACGUGCCAAUCAAGAACUCGGCUGGAAGGCCACCAGGACGAUGGAGGAUGCCUGUGCUGAUCUGUGGCGAUGGACGGAGAAUAAUCCAGAGGGAUACAGGCAGAAACCACCACAGAAGUUCUUGGACGCGUUGAAGAAAAACAACUGA
Messenger RNA from Fonsecaea erecta, 1122 nucleotides. Its product is annotated as UDP-glucose 4-epimerase GalE. Gene Ontology annotation, molecular function: UDP-glucose 4-epimerase activity. The transcript has 2 exons. Bases 1 to 1122 code for a protein of 373 amino acids. Gene Ontology annotation, biological process: beta-D-galactose catabolic process via UDP-galactose, Leloir pathway. Lineage: Eukaryota; Fungi; Ascomycota; Eurotiomycetes; Chaetothyriales; Herpotrichiellaceae. The record is from RefSeq and is a predicted model, not a curated record. Gene Ontology annotation, cellular component: cytosol.